AUGACUACUCCAGAUGCUCACAUUAACUACAAAGACGCUAUAGACUACUGGACCAGUGUCCCAGCUACAGUCGAUGGUGUAUUGGGUGGAUACGGCGAUGAGACACCGUUACCCAACAUGGAUGUGCACGGUUCGAUGCAUUUCGUGAGGAAACUCAAGUCCAGAAUGAUUGCUGAUCCAGGUGCUAAGUACAGUUGCGAUAUUGGUGCGGGAAUCGGAAGAGUGACCAAAAACUUCCUAAGCAAAAUCAGCGAUAAAGUGGACUUGGUUGAGCCAGUCGUGCCAUUUGUAGAACAGGCCCAUAAGGAGUUGGAGCCGUUGAAGAAGGAGGGGAAGAUUGGCGAAAUUUUCCAGAUUGGAAUGCAAGACUGGGUCCCCGAGGAAAACAAGUAUUGGCUAAUCUGGUGUCAGUGGUGCGUGGGCCAUCUGCCAGACGACCAAUUAGUUCAAUUCUUCGAGAGAUGCAAGAAGGGUCUCCAGAAGAACGGAACCAUUGUCGUUAAAGAAAACAACACUGUCGGAGAGGACGACUUCGACCCGGUAGACAGCAGUGUCACAAGGUCUGAUGAAAAGUUCCAAAAGCUCUUCAAGGAAGCUGGCCUAAAGAUGAUCGCUACCGAAAAACAAAAAGGCCUACCGGAAGGUUUGUACCCAGUACGAAUGUACGCAUUAAAGCCCAUCACUGAGUAG
Kluyveromyces marxianus DMKU3-1042 is the source of this 690-nucleotide messenger RNA. RefSeq names its product N-terminal protein methyltransferase (gene TAE1). The record is from RefSeq and is a predicted model, not a curated record. Gene Ontology annotation, molecular function: N-terminal protein N-methyltransferase activity. NCBI's taxonomy places the organism in Eukaryota, Fungi, Ascomycota, Saccharomycetes, Saccharomycetales, Saccharomycetaceae. Gene Ontology annotation, biological process: N-terminal protein amino acid methylation. Gene Ontology annotation, cellular component: cytoplasm. The transcript has a single exon. Bases 1 to 690 code for a protein of 229 amino acids.